AGUUUGAGUUGAUUACUUUUACGAAUUUUUUAGUUUUCACUAAGUAGGCACUGUGUUUAGAUGAAAAUUUUGUGGUUCUUUGUUUGCUGUCUUUGCAUAGCGCUAAACUACGUCGACUGUGGCUUAUACGAUGGCUUUAAGAUCUAUGAGCUGGCGACAACAAAUCAAACGAUUGGCGAUGGCUUGGACUUGUCAGAGCUGAGCAGAAAUGAGUCGUUCUUUGAGCAGUAUUCCAUUAGUGGUUCACCUGACCGCAUGAUGGUACAUCCCAAAGCGCAGGCGGACUUUCUACAGUUGCUUCAAAUACACAACAUGAGCUAUACGAUUGUUAACCAUAAUGUGGGCCUAAAGUUGCUCACAGAAUUCAUUACUAAUAGUCUGCUACGCCGUAUGUACCCCUACCAAGGCAGGUUGGGCACUAAGCGGUAUUACUAGCAUGAUGAGAUCAAUCAGUUUUUUAA
Messenger RNA from Drosophila navojoa, 461 nucleotides. RefSeq lists its product as uncharacterized. The record is from RefSeq and is a predicted model, not a curated record. NCBI's taxonomy places the organism in Eukaryota, Metazoa, Arthropoda, Insecta, Diptera, Drosophilidae.